GUAAAGCAACCCGGUGUGUAUAAGUUUCAGUUUUUUAAGAAGCACAGAGGAAACAGAGCUGCUGUGUAAAAGCGCACACGAAGUCACAUUCCUUGUUCAUAAUUGUUGAUUGUUUACCGAGUUUCUGAGCUGUCGGAGAUGAGCGCGAGCCUGAGUGAGCAGUAUGAGGAGAAGGUGCGUCCGUGCAUCGACCUGAUCGACUCUCUGCGCGCGCUCGGUGUGGAGAAGGAUCUCGCGCUGCCCGCCAUCGCCGUGAUCGGAGACCAGAGCUCGGGGAAGAGCUCGGUGCUGGAGGCGCUGUCCGGAGUCGCGCUGCCCCGCGGGAGUGGUAUCGUGACGCGAUGUCCGCUCGAGCUCAAGAUGAAGAAGAGCAGAGAGGAAGACUUGUGGCAUGGAAAGAUCCAGUACCAUGAUUAUGAGGAAGAGAUUCAUGAUCCAGCAGAUGUGGAGAAAAAGAUUAGAGAAGCUCAGGACCAUAUGGCUGGGGUCGGUGUGGGCAUCUGUGAUGACCUCAUCAGCCUGGAAGUGACAUCAGCCAAUGUUCCUGACCUCACGCUCAUCGAUCUGCCUGGUAUUGCGCGUGUGGCAGUCAAAGGCCAACCGGAGAACAUCGGAGAACAGAUUAAGAGGCUGAUCCAAAAGUUCAUCAAAAAGCAAGAAACCAUCAACCUGGUGGUGGUGCCAUGUAACGUGGACAUCGCCACUACUGAAGCGCUGAAGAUGGCUCAGGAAGUUGAUCCAAAUGGCGAGAGAACCCUCGGCAUCCUAACGAAGCCUGACCUGGUGGAUAAAGGCACGGAGGACACGGUGGUGUCCAUCAUCCGUAACGAGAUCAUUUACCUCACUAAAGGCUACAUGGUCGUCAGGUGCCGAGGGCAGAAGGAGAUCAUGGACCGCGUCUCUCUGCACGAAGCCACCGAGAAGGAGAAGGACUUCUUUAAAGACCACCUACAUUUCAGCACGCUGUUUGAGGAAGGCAUGGCCACCAUUCCCAAACUGGCUGAGAAACUCACGCUCGAACUCGUUCUUCACAUCGAGCGAUCUCUUCCACGACUAGAGGAGCAGAUUGAAAUGAAGUUGGCUGAAAUCCAGGGUGAACUGGAUCGCUAUGGCUCAGGGCCUCCUACAGAACCAGGAGAGAGGAUAUAUUUUCUGAUUGACAAAAUCACAGUGUUCACUCAGGACGGCAUCAACCUGACAACUGGAGAGAAUCUGAAGAGCGUGUCACAUUUCAACAUCUUCUCAGGUCUGAGGAGGCAGUUUGUUCUCUGGAAGAUUCAUCUAGACAGCUCAGGACUGACAUUUAACAAGAGGAUUGAGAAGGAAAUGAAGGACUAUGAGGAAAAAUACCGAGGCAGAGAACUCCCAGGAUUCAUCAACUACAAGACCUUCGAGGUGAUCGUGAAGGACCAGAUCAAGCAGCUGGAGGAACCUGCAAUCAGGAGACUGAAGGAAAUCUCAGAUCUCAUUCGGAAGGGUUUCAUCCAGCUGGCCCAAUACAGCUUCCUGGGCUUCCCCAAUCUCCUCAAAAUGGCAAAGACCAAGAUUGAGAACAUAAAGCAGCUGAAGGAGUCCGAGGCCGAAUUGAUGCUGAGGACUCAGUUUAAGAUGGAGCUGAUUGUCUACACCCAAGACAACAUGUACAGCGACACCCUGAGCACGCUGAAGCACAAAGAGGAAGAACAAGAGAGACUAAACUUUGGUGUGGCUCGCCCUCCUCAACAUAGUUUAUACAAUCACUCAGACAGCAAAGCCACUCUUGAGGAACUGAUGCGUCACCUCAAGUCCUACUACAACAUUGCGAGUAAGCGUCUGGCUGACCAGCUGCCGCUGGUGAUCAGGUACCUGCUGCUGCAGGAGUCGGCGGCGCAGCUGCAGAGAGAGAUGCUCCAGCUCAUACAGGACAAAAACAACGCGGAGCAGCUGCUGAAAGAAGAUCAUGACAUCGGCAGCAAACGCAACAACCUGCAAAACCGCCAGAAGCGUCUGAUGGAGGCCCGCAACUACCUGGUCAAGUUUUAGAGUCGAUCAUGAAAUAUAGUGUCUAUUUUGGUAAAUUAUACUGAUAUAUUUAUGGGUGGUAUUUCUGAUUGGAUCAAAUAGCUAUUUAAAAUCCCUCUGUUACGUUUCUGUUAAAGGAAUUUCUUACUGUACUGUGUUGAGUCUGUUACAAUUAUAUCCUAGAUUUUUUUUAUAUCCUUUUUAAAAAAUUUUUUUAUUGUUUCCUGUUUGUUAUACUUGCUAGCAUAAUUCUUUAUUAUUUCUUUUUCAACUGGACUAAUAAGGAUGAAUUAGGAAA
Pangasianodon hypophthalmus (striped catfish) is the source of this 2299-nucleotide messenger RNA. RefSeq names its product interferon-induced GTP-binding protein Mx1. Gene Ontology annotation, cellular component: cytoplasm; microtubule; membrane. Lineage: Eukaryota; Metazoa; Chordata; Actinopteri; Siluriformes; Pangasiidae. The record is from RefSeq and is a predicted model, not a curated record. Gene Ontology annotation, molecular function: GTPase activity; microtubule binding; GTP binding. Gene Ontology annotation, biological process: defense response to virus. Bases 139 to 2022 code for a protein of 627 amino acids. The transcript has 12 exons.